Messenger RNA from Periophthalmus magnuspinnatus, 3619 nucleotides. RefSeq names its product neurturin. Bases 478 to 1170 code for a protein of 230 amino acids. The transcript is spliced from 3 exons. The record is from RefSeq and is a predicted model, not a curated record. Lineage: Eukaryota; Metazoa; Chordata; Actinopteri; Gobiiformes; Gobiidae. Gene Ontology annotation, molecular function: growth factor activity; glial cell-derived neurotrophic factor receptor binding; receptor tyrosine kinase binding.
CAGGCAAUACGCUCUCCCUCUUCACCCUAAAACCAUCAGGCAUCAAGGAGCGGGACCUAAAGACCAAGGAAUCUGAAAGAAUCAAGGCUGCAAGUUUGGACUUUUGAAGAUUGCACGUGAUGACCUAAAGUUUUGACAUUUUUACCUUUUUGAUAUCAUUUACUCAACAAUAUUAAUGGAUUUAAAACACAACCUUGAGGUACGCCAAAAAACGGAAUGUCAGUCUUAAUGUCUUCAACUUCUGGAAAUACGAUGAAAUAACGUUAGAAUAUUUUUUCCUCUGGAGUGAAGUUAGCACGUCUCCCAUGUUAGUUGUGUGAUGGUUGGUGCGAGAACAACACCAAGCGCUGUGGAUGGAGAUGGUGGACUUACGAGAGCAACACUUGUCGCCCGUGGAGGUCAGCUGAACGAAGACGCCACGCAGCUAAGUCUGGAUUAGCCGGCCGAACGAGUUUCAAUGCUCCUCCACGCUCUAAGAUGAAGUUAUGGAAAGGUGCUACUCUUGCCUUCAUGCUCUGUGGCGCUGCCUUAUCCGCUGUGCUCCUUAGAAACAUGGCCGCUCUGGGACAGACCCGACCCAACACCAAAUACCCUCAAACUCCUUCUGCAAGUUAUUCCAAAUCUACUUCAAGGACUCUUUCAAACGUAUCAAAUUCAAAAUCCAAAGCGGAGUCGUCAGCAAUGGGUGGUCCACGGAGGAGAAGUCGAUCAACCGAUGACAUGGGCUCACUUCUCUCUGAGUUCACACGCAUGUUCCAGAGCUUUACGGAGAGCGAGCUGCAGCACGUGGUGGGGGCGCUGUUGGACAGGAAGAGGAGGAAGAGCAGAUUGGACCAGAGCAGGAGGACUAAGAGGGCACGGAGGCCCAAACCCUGCUCCGUCAGAGAGCUAAAACUAACAGUGAGCGAACUAGGCUUGGGCUAUGAGAGCAAUGAGACCAUGCUGCUGCGCUACUGCAGUGGCAAGUGCACGGGUCACCGUAGCAACUACGACAUCACCAUGGAGCACAUGAUGAGGACUGGCUUCAAGAAGAAGGGACGCAAAGACAAGGUGAGCAACGGACCCUGCUGUCGGCCCACCGCCUUUGAAGAAGACUUUUCCUUUUUGGACGAUAACUACAAAUAUCGCACAAUACAGAACUUAUCGGCUAAAAACUGUGGGUGUGUAUGACCCAAAAGACUAACUCAUCUCUUCUCAUGCUGCUCAGCCUCUCAUCAUGGAUCUGGUGUUGUUACUUUGGAGAAUAAGCUCAAUGGAAAUAUUAAAGCUGUCCUUUGGCCACGCUCUGGGCUCUGAGCGUCAGGACCUUCAGUGGACAGUGGACUCAGUGUUUUACAUGGAUUUAUAUAAAGAAGACACACUGCACACACCCCAAACAAGCUUUUACCUGCUAUCUGUAGUGACACUGAGCAAAGUGCUGAAACAAUCAUGUAGCAACACAAUGUUAGCAAUACUGUGGUCCAAUACUUAUGCCAAGUCAGAGUCCUCCUUCUCUUUCAUCCCGGUGAUUAAGCAGAUCUAGAUUUUAUCAACACAAAGGGGCUGUAUGCAGUUUUGGGACAAAUUAUGUGAGAACAAAUUUCUCCUAUUUGAUAUAAGUUCUUUCAACAGGGUUUAAAUACACCCACUUACAACAAAUCUAGUGAGAAUUCAGGCUCUUCAUUCAUACAAUAUCCAUCCAAAAUAAAGUCAGAACUGAUUUUCCAAAUUUUUCAAAAUCCUGACACUGAUUGGCAGUAGUCCAGGACACAGCUGUGAAGGCCUGCAGCUGCAUAUGUCCCUUAUUGCAGUAAAAAUAUGAUGACAUAAAUACUACAUACAGCCUCUUUGACAGCUCCAAUAGUCUCUCCAUGUGCAGAUGUGUUCAGUGUGUUUUUGGUGUCCUGCUUGGCUCUUACAGUGUUAUCACUCAGGUAAAGUGUUACUAAUAAUGCAAUGAAACCCUUCUUUUCUGAUCUGGAGGUUUGGAUCUUCCUCUGUACUUUUUAAUACACUAAAAAAAUGAAAUAUUGACUGGUGCAUUGUGUAAUGCUUCAUGUCUUCAUGGAGAUGUCAGUGCUUUGCUGGGAAUAUUUCACAGUAAUGCAUUACUCAUAUCCAUCUUGCAGCUAUUUAUUUACAAGUGUUUUACCUUAAGAAGCAAAGUGUGCUUGUUUUCCAUUGAUCUGACCUGUAGCUUGACUUAUUGGCUCACUUAUUCACCAUUAGUCUCCAUGGAGAUAGAUAAAUAUAAAGUCAUUCUGUAGAACAUUCCAGGCAAAGCAAGAACAUCUCCACGGAGACAAGCAUCUUUAUUUAAAUACAUUAUGCUAUCUUUUUCCUUGUUAUUCCCAUUGCUGAUCCAAAUGAUUUUUAUGUUAACCUGUUUAUAAUGUAUACUUGGAGUUAACAUAAACAAUUUGGAUGGGAAAAGAUGACAUACUUAAAUUUAAAGUCAAUAUUUCAUUUUUGGGAGUAUAGAUGACUGAAAACGCCUGCUUAAAAACUCAUUAGCACUUCAUCCAAUCUGUUUUCCAUAUUGGUAUUUAUUCUUGUCCCAAAUGAUCCCGUUCCAUUAUCAUCCCCUUGACGAUUUGCCAAAACACAUGUUGAAUCGCGAUGCACCGCUCCUAUGAAGUGAGUCUGGUGGUAAUUUGUGAAGUUUACAUUCGGCAGUGUUGGGAAAUACUGAGUGUGAAGAAGAGGGAUGGAUUUAUUGAGCGAUACUGACACGUUCUUUUUAAACUUUCAGAAAACAAACUAUAAAGCCGGGCUAGAUUUUUGUGAAAUGUGUUGCGUGCUACAUCCUACAUUAUAACUUUUUAAAGAGCCUGUUGUGAUUGGGAUCUGACAUCGUAAAUAGAUUUUUUAUUGGAAAAGUCUGUCAUCUUUAGAUGCCUGGCUGUUAACAACAUAGAGAUACGAAAACAAUAUUAAAAAAAGAGCCAAGCCAUUAACUGCUAGUUUACAAUGGGCAAAUAUAAGACUAUAUUUUCAUAAUACUUUUGUGGGAAUGUUAACUCAAGUAGCUGGCAUCUUAAAAUUUUAAUUGGUUUACAAUUAGGAAAACUGGGAAUAUGAUACAUCUAUAAUUUAAAACUGAACUGGAAAAAGUCAGAUGAUAAACUUUAAAAUAUAAUAUACAAAUGUUCUGUCCUGCUUUGUGUUUAAUAUAUGGUUAAUAUCACUGAGAUAAAAUAUGUCAUCAAAUUAUACUUAUACCUCUUGAACGCACCUACUGAAUUUCCAAACCUCCGGCGCCCGUAGCCUUUCAUCGGCCAGUCCUUUGCCUCCACAUUGUUUUGCCUGCUACACUUUAGAAUAGAAGUCCCUGAUGAACUUAUGAAGCAACUUUUUCCUACUUUUCCUUUCGCCCUUGAAGCCGUCACAACAGAUUGCCUGAAGUACAGUGGUUGUGUUUUUAUGAUUAUUUUUUAAAGAAGGCGCAGCAUGAGGUGUGGAUGCGGCGCAUUUAUAUAUUGUAGUAAAGAUAUUAUUUAUUUGGUAACUAAAUUAUGUUUUGCAUAUUUAUUUAGAUUAGCACACAAGCAGAAACAGGACAGCUUAUUCUCAUUAAGCAUCUGUGCCAAAGUGUUUAUGUAACCUUCUGCUGAAUAAAGCUCAUUUCAGAGGUACUAAA